Nymphaea colorata (pocket water lily) is the source of this 1167-nucleotide messenger RNA. RefSeq lists its product as uncharacterized. The transcript has 2 exons. Bases 101 to 826 code for a protein of 241 amino acids. NCBI's taxonomy places the organism in Eukaryota, Viridiplantae, Streptophyta, Magnoliopsida, Nymphaeales, Nymphaeaceae. The record is from RefSeq and is a predicted model, not a curated record.
GACAGAUCACCAAUAUAUAUGGAAGGAGGAGGAGCUUCAUAUUGCCUGUGACAACCUGUAGAGAGAGAGAGAGAGAGAGAGAUUGCUGUUUGGAUUGGCCAUGGAUGCGAGACCGAUGUACAAUGAGAGCUUCUCCUACAGUUGGGUGCUCCACCUGAAGCCUUCUUCCUUCGACGCCUCCGGCGACCUUCACUCCCGCAAGUUUUCCAUCGACUCCCUCGACGACGGCCCCUUCAUCGAGAUCGACCUCCUCAAGAUGACCCCUCUUCUCACCGCCACCGCCGCCCCUACCACCACCACGACGUGCACCACCACCACCACCGCUUCCAGCAACCACCACUGCCAUGGCAGCAACGACUUCAUCUUCCCCACCUCUCAGCCGCUGACCCUCGUCCCCGCCGACCGUCUCUUCCUCGACGGCCACCUCCUUCCUCUCCACCUCACCCACCUCGAACCCGAGUUGCUCGACUCCGCCGCCUCCCCACCGGAGUCCACCGACAGCUCCGACGCCCCCGGCUGCCCGCGCCAACGCCAGACCUUCUUCCAAAGGUGCCGGACGUCUAUCCACCGCAUCUUCAGAAAGCUGAACCGGAGCCAGAGGAGGCCGGCCGGACGGAAGAGUCGGAGCUCGGUCUCUGACGUUAGCACGGUCAACGAGACGGCGAGGAAAGAGUGCGCCGAGGUUGGGUACGGCGGGAUGGGCUCGGGGCACAGGUGGUCCGUGGACGACGGGAUGCUUCACCCGCAGAGAUCGUCUCGAGUUGCAGAUAACUUGGGAACGUGCUUCUCUUGUCCUACCACACCAGGACACGAGUCCCAUGUGUGACUUCAAUUACCCCAACCAAGACCACCGUCCAUCUUGGUUCAGUUCUGGAACCAGCGUCUCACCACUGACGGGUGGAUGAAGACAGUAACGCCAAAAGCAACAGUUCAAUUUUCAUUUGGAUCGAUACCGAAUAUAUGUUAUAAGUAUGUAGAAAAUGUAUGUAUGUAUUUAUUGUUGAAUUGCUUGUGGAGGACAACUGACUUGUUGGGGUUGACGCUGUAACGAACGCAAACAUUGUCUUCUGGGGGAUUCGGUUGUCCUUUUUUGGUUGGACAUGUAAAUUUUAGUGUUUUUGUUUUUCAUAUUGAAGAUAUUGAACCCGAGAUCCGGUUUUUUUUUUU